AGAAUUCAAUAAAGAGUAGCAGCUGUACUGGGAUCAGGAAAAGAAAGGGAGAAUGCAUUUCAUCUAAAACAGUUUAGGCCCUCAAGGAGUAAAGGAGAAAAUAGUAGAGGGGAUGGUGAUCAGACUGCAGAUAGUGCACAGUAAUUUAUGUUAUUAAUUUAAAUAGCACUCUUCACCUAAUAGGGGACCACCGGACUGGAUAAGAGUUGGAAACAGCAGCGCAUGUUAGACAGUAGGAAGUACAGAUCAGAGAGAGGAUACUGUCGGAAAAGGGGGAGAAAGCAAGGAGUGUUCAAUGUGGGCAUGAAGGACAUACGGGAGCCAAAUAUACAAUGGAGAAGAGCAGUAUUUAUUUUUUUAAAUAACUGAACUGUUAUUAAGGAUAUGAGAGUAAUGUAUGUAGGGAGAGAUUAAAACCAGAAUAUGGCAACAAUUCAACAGUUGGGAUGCCGGAUGCUGUAAAACCCCGAAGAAGAAGAGGGUAGUAGCCAGCUAGUGAUACUAGAGAUGAGCAGUGACUACCUGAUAGCUGGCACUACGCACAUUUGCGUUUUUUUCUACUAAACCAGCCCCGGAAUCGUUGUUGUAGGACGCUCAGACGACCUUUAACCAAAGGGGAGAACAAAAUGGAGAUGCUGUGUUUCCGUUUACCGGGUCACGGCGACAUGACCCUGAAGCACAUGAACUCGUUGAGGACCCGGCAGCAUUUCUGUGAUAUCACCAUUGUUUCCAGUGACAAACAGACAUUCAGGGGACACAAGGUGGUUCUGGCUGCCUGCUCACCCUUUCUGAGAGACCAGUUCCUCCUUAACCCACACUCUAAGCUUCAGGUGUCAAAUUUGUACAGCUCCACAGUGAUGUAUGAUCUUCUCCAGUCAUGCUAUACUGGGGUACUGCAGUUUAACCCAGAGGAGAUCGUCAACUACCUGACUGCUGCCAGCUACUUACAGAUGGAGCACAUUGUUGAGCGUUGCAGAAAAGCUCUAAAGAAAUAUAUGCAGCUAAAGAACCCUAGUCCACCAAAGAUGUCUGCAGAGGAGAGUCGGCCUCAGCCAGUGAUCGUCAACGGCACCAUUCACUCUGUUGCAUCUCCUCUUAGUAGUCAACAGUCUCCUGAACACCACCACAGUCCUCUGGUUUGCUCAGAUGAGGAGAAAACCAGCAGUAUGUCUGCUCAGGGUAGCAGCCAGCACCACGACAGUACUAUGGGGAAUCCUGCAUGUAUUAAGGUAAAUGCAUCUGAUGACGAGGAAGAGGUGAGACAGGAGGACUAUGAUGUGUUCAGGGUGUAUGUUUCUGAAGAGGAGCAGAUAAACAAAGACAUGGACGAUGAGAGAGGAGCUCCCUCUGAUGGACCUCAAGAUGCUUUUUAUCCAGAGACAGAAGGUGUCAUGAUCGGGGGAGAAGGCAGAGAGUACAGCUUGAAUGGGACAGAAUUAGACCUCAGUAUGGGAGGCGUUGCCGUGGAAGCACUCAGAGCAUUCAGACGCAGGUUGUCUGACUCUAAGGUUGGUCGGGGCAGAGGAAGAGGCAGAGGGAAAGGUUUCAAGAGGAGAAGGUGGGCAUCUCAGGAGAAAAGACCUACAGGUGUGACCCACCACGAGGACUUGUGGUACCUGACAGCUGCUGGCAUGGGAGGGGCCAUGGGGCAGGACUAUAGCCAAGAUGGGCUGAAAGCAGGAAGUUAUAUGUCAGUCGAAUUUCCACGUUUAGACUUCAGUGCAGGGGACGCUCUCGGAGAAAAAGUCUCACCAGUGCCUGCCAGCACCCUGAACCAUUAUUCUCUGGAGGAGUCUGGUUGUGGUGUUGGUGAGGGCAGUUCAGGUUUGGCAACAGUUGGAGCAAAUGAGGGAGGAGAUGAGUCUGUUGCCGUGGUGGGGUCUACCUCCAGUGUAGCCGGCCCAGUCAUUUGUGAACAUUGUGGCUUGACAUUCCCCUCUGCCCACUCCCUAGCCAUCCACUCCCGCUCCACUCACCUCCUGUAUGCCUGCCCCUGCUGUGGUAAACACUUCCACCACUCUGCCAACCUCACCCGACACAUGGCUGUGCACAGAGGGGCCGGCAAAACCCACCAGUGCCCUCUGUGCUAUAAGACCUUCACCCAAAAAUCCACACUGAUAGAUCACAUGAACCUCCACAGCGGCGAGCGCCCACACCGCUGCGCCUACUGCCACGCUCGCUUUGCCCACAAGCCUGCCUUACGUCGCCACCUGAAGGAGCAGCAUGGAAAAACCACAGGGCAGAACUCCCUACACGAGCAGGAGGAGAUCGAGCGAGCAAGAGGUGCAGCAGAAAUACAAGUGGAGGAGCAAAAGCACCUGGAUCCUGAACAAGGAUCAUAGGCCAAAGCACAAAAAACAGCAGAUGUCUUGGGUAAGGUGCUGGAGCUUCUCAAAAUAAUGAGCCAAGAGCUGAGGUUGUGGGAGUCAUGAUCACAGUGCUGAGAAUAUGACGCCUGUUAAAACACGAAAAUAAAAAAACAUUCAUAUGGAAUUCUUCCCAUAGAAGAUUUGACACUGAGAAAAGGUCUUCUACCAGUAGGAAAACACACAUGGGAUAAAACCCAUGUUAAUUUUUAUUGUUUACACCUGUGUUCUGCCAGUGACAUGUCAAAAUAGGCUCAUUGGAGAUAAGUCAGAUCAGCAGAUCACCACACAGAUGGUUAGUUCUUUAUUUGGGACCAUCCUGAAACUCUAAAGCAUAUGUGGUGGUAACACAAGAUCAAGGCUGACUGCAAUAAAUGAGAAUUUUAAACCAUGUUUGUGUAAAAUAUUUUAGUACUGUGAUUAAAUCUAAGUCUAAAUUGCCUUUUAUAGCACCUUACUACUUCCCCCGUCCUGUUACCUCCUGGUCUCAUCUCAAAUCUCAAAUGACCCAAGCAUCUUUUGGGAGACUGGGCUCUAGUUUCACGUCUUGUUCGAUGACAUAGUUUGGCUCAAACGUGCUACGUGUUCAGUAAGCACACUCCAAAGAACAACUAAAGUUUAAAGAAAUUGGGAACUUUUUUUGUAAUGUGUAAAUAUUUGUCAAAUGUGUCACAUCCCGACAAGGAUGAAUGAAAAUUAAAGCCACUACACUGCCACA
Messenger RNA from Betta splendens (Siamese fighting fish), 3084 nucleotides. Its product is annotated as zinc finger and BTB domain-containing protein 12-like. Bases 627 to 2342 code for a protein of 571 amino acids. The transcript is spliced from 5 exons. Gene Ontology annotation, biological process: regulation of transcription by RNA polymerase II. The record is from RefSeq and is a predicted model, not a curated record. Gene Ontology annotation, molecular function: protein binding; DNA-binding transcription factor activity, RNA polymerase II-specific; RNA polymerase II cis-regulatory region sequence-specific DNA binding. Gene Ontology annotation, cellular component: nucleus. NCBI's taxonomy places the organism in Eukaryota, Metazoa, Chordata, Actinopteri, Anabantiformes, Osphronemidae.